Messenger RNA from Pseudomassariella vexata, 1026 nucleotides. RefSeq names its product cytokine-induced anti-apoptosis inhibitor 1, Fe-S biogenesis-domain-containing protein. The record is from RefSeq and is a predicted model, not a curated record. Gene Ontology annotation, cellular component: cytoplasm. Gene Ontology annotation, molecular function: iron-sulfur cluster binding. NCBI's taxonomy places the organism in Eukaryota, Fungi, Ascomycota, Sordariomycetes, Amphisphaeriales, Pseudomassariaceae. The transcript is spliced from 2 exons. The coding region runs from base 1 to 1026 and encodes 341 amino acids. Gene Ontology annotation, biological process: iron-sulfur cluster assembly.
AUGGCGCCUUCUGUGGUUAUGCUCGAUACCUCCUCGGAUUUUACGUCACCUUCUGCAAAGUUUGCUCAUAAUGGCUCCUCAGCCGCACGUACACUGCUUCUAGCCCCGGCAUCAAUCGCGAGCCACGAAGAAAGAUUACGCGAUGUGCUGGCUGCUCACGAUCGACUCGUCACCGACAUUCAGAUGCUCGAUCGACUCUCUGCGAACCUAGUCUCGCUCCCCGAUGCCACAUACGACUUGAUCCUUGUUCUCACAGACGCAGAUGGCACACGAACGCAAUCGAGACCUCUUUUGAAUCGCAAUGUGUUUGCUAAGCUUGUUCCAGCGCUCAAGGUCGGAGGAAAAUUGAAAGCACAGGACGGUUCUCUCAAACAAGAUAACAACGGUGCGGAUGUGCGCGAGGCAGUACUUGCCGGUCUCCUACCUAGGCCGGAUGGGUUCACGAAGAUGGACGAUGCGGAGGAGGCUGUGCCACUGAAGCUCAGCUUCGGCAAGGGCAAGAAGAAAAGCGCAGUCGGUCUAGCGGCGCCGAGUGUUACAAGCAACCAAGUCAACAGUGCAACUACCAAAUUGAGCUUGGCACCACCAGUCGCAAAGCCAGCCGGCGUUGGCUUUGUGGAUUUCAGUGACGACUUUGGAAUGGAGGAUGACGACGACGAACUGAUCGACGAAGAUACCCUGUUGACAGAGGAGGACCUGAAUCGGCCCAUAGCUAUCCCGGCUGAAUGCGUACCCAAGGUCGGCAAACGGCGGCGUGCAUGCAAGGAUUGCACUUGUGGUCUCGCAGAAAAAUUGGCCGCCGAAGAUGCUGAGAUGAGGGCGGACGCAGACGCCAAGCUUCAAACGCUGAAGCUCGGUAUGGACGAUUUGAACGAGAUGGACUUUACGGUCCAAGGCAAGGUUGGGUCGUGUGGAAACUGCUCGCUAGGUGAUGCUUUCAGAUGUGAUGGAUGUCCGUACUUGGGAAUGCCUGCAUUCAAGCCAGGAGAGGAGGUCAGACUGCUCAACAAUGAGAUACAGCUGUGA